AUGCCCAAUCGAGAUCCUCAGGCAUCCGAGACUGCCGGAACAAACGACACACCGACUGAUUACACAAGAUGUAGUGAUGAGAAUUGCGGAGAUGAAGAUGUUGAGGAGUCUGAGGACAUGAUGCGAUCAGAAAGUAUCGAAGAAGGUGAUACCCCCAAAAUAGACUCAGAUAUGUCUGGAGCUUUGGAGCAGGACGUUCCUUAUCUUGAAGACUUGGGAGUAGGAGCUUCUGGCCCGCCAGCAGAAGCGGGAACGGUCCCGAGAAGCAGGCUCGAUGUGGGAACGGAUGGAAGGCGGCAGGCACUACGGCCGCACAUUUUAGAAAGUUAA
Colletotrichum orchidophilum is the source of this 330-nucleotide messenger RNA. RefSeq lists its product as uncharacterized. The transcript has a single exon. NCBI's taxonomy places the organism in Eukaryota, Fungi, Ascomycota, Sordariomycetes, Glomerellales, Glomerellaceae. The record is from RefSeq and is a predicted model, not a curated record. The coding region runs from base 1 to 330 and encodes 109 amino acids.